Darwinula stevensoni is the source of this 672-nucleotide messenger RNA. Lineage: Eukaryota; Metazoa; Arthropoda; Ostracoda; Podocopida; Darwinulidae. The record is from the annotation of a GenBank genome assembly.
AUGAUACUGACAUUUCAAAUGUAUUACAAUGAUGUGGUUGAAGAGAUGUCCGAAGGAAUGCUUGGCGAUAUCUCAUUCGAGUACAUUUUCCUCACCGAUUGUGCCAUUGGCAGCAUCCAUUCCUCAACCCUACUACCUUCUUCUGAGCGACUCCUGAGUUUGUCUGUGGAUGGUCUUUUGAAUGGUGGCAAACUCACGGAGUUCCCCUGGGACGCCCUCCAUCAAUUCACCAGUCUUUAUAACGUCAAUAUCCAGUUCAAUUCCAUCACCACUUUGCCACAAUUUGAAAGCUCCAGUCUCAUGCACCUCAACAUUUCGAACUUGAUCCGAGCUGCUUUCAUCGCACUGUCCCGCGAGUGGGCGGAUGCCAAGAAGCAUAUUUCGGCAAAGUCCAGGGGUUGGAAUCCAAUAACAGAUAUCCCGGCUGGAUUCUUCAGGGAUAUGGGGAACUUAGAGAGAUUUGAUUGUUACGACUGUGCCCUCGGACCAACACUGUCGACCAAAUAUUUGGAAUUCCACAGUUUGCAGCCCGAUACGGGUCUAAGUAUUUCAACUAAUGAAAUUCGGGAAUUGACGGAGGUAUCAUUUUGCCCCAUGCUGGAGGUGCUCUCACUGGGCACUGGGUCCAUCAAUCUGAACGGUGAGAUCUUCCUUGAUCACAAUGCUCCAUGA